AUGAAAGAUCUCAGCGGUGACACCGUUUCGCCCGGAGUUUAUUUAUCAUCGCAUUAUGUACGUCCUAACGAUGUUGAUAACCACGAUGACGAUCACGAUGUUGAUAACCACGAUGACGAUAACGAUGUUGAUAAUCACGCUGACGAUAACGAUGUUGAUAACCACGAUGACAAUCACGAUGUUGAUAACCACGAUGACGAUCACGAUAUUGAUAGCCACGAUGACGAUAACGAUGUUGAUAACCACGAUGACGAUAACAAUGUUCAUAGCCACGAUGACGAUAACGAUGUUGAUAACGACGAUGACGAUAACGAUGUUGAUAACCACGAUGACGAUAACUAUGUUGAUAACCACGAUGACUAUAACGAUAUUGAUAGCCACGAUGACGAUAACGAUGUUGAUAACGACGAUGACGAUAACGAUGUUGAUAAUCACGAUGACGAUAACUAUGUUGAUAACCACGAUGACUAUAACGAUGUUGAUAACCACGAUGACGAUCACGAUAUUGAUAGCCACGAUGACGAUAACGAUAUUGAUAGCCACGAUGACGAUAACGAUAUUGAUAAUCGCGAUGACGAUAACGAUGUUGAUAACGACGAUGACGAUAACGAUGUUGAUAACCAUGACGACGAUGACGCUGUUGAUAACCACGAUGACGAUAACGAUGUUGAUAACGACGAUGACGAUAACGAUGUUGAUAACCACGAUGACGAUAACGAUGUUGAUGGCGAGGCAAAACAACAACGUGAUUCGAAUUGUCCUCUAGCUUUUGCGCCGCUUCGUUGGAAAGUUUGCAAAGGCGCGAAAAUUCGUACAGGAUGUGCGUAA
Molecule: messenger RNA, 828 nt
Organism: Bombus impatiens (common eastern bumble bee)
Lineage: Eukaryota; Metazoa; Arthropoda; Insecta; Hymenoptera; Apidae
Product: prostatic spermine-binding protein-like
Exons: 2
Coding region: 1-828 (275 amino acids)
Source: RefSeq, a predicted model, not a curated record